AUGAGUACUCUCACCAGAGGCCAUUCAUGUGUGCUGUGUCAGCAGCGCAAAGUCCGUUGUGAUCAGCAGAAGCCCUGUGCCAACUGUGUCAAGGCACAAGUUGAGUGCCGGGUUUUGCCUCCGUCGCUUCCUAAGAGGAGAAAGAAGAAGUUGCAUGAGCGAGAUCUGAUUGACCGGCUUAAGAAGUAUGAGACUCUUAUGUCUCAGCAUGGAAUUGACUUCGACUCGGUCCUGGCAGGCGGGGACACUGUCGCCAGUCUCGAGCAUGGCCGCAGUGGAUCGGGAACUGCUGCAGAAGGUAGUGCACAGAAUCAUAAAUCACAAGAGCAUGGCAAACGCUCGAAAUGGUUUCCAUUUUACCAUGAGUACUGCGCAACCGAUGAUAUGCUGCGCGAUACGUCCGACGAUGAGAACGAGCGGCCCACUAUCCAUCAUUCAUUCGAUACCAUGUUUGGUGAUACCGAUGGCUUCCCAUUCAAUGCCUGUGGCUCGCCGGCCGAGAUAACCGAUUUACACCCGCCGGGGAUCAAAAUAUUCCAAGCAUGGCAGGCUUAUAUCAACAAUGUAAACCCUCUCUUGAAGAUUAGUCACGUUCCAACCCUCCAGUCACAAGUGGUCGAAGCAGCAACCGACCCUGCUAAGAUUCCCAAACCGCUCGAAGCGUUGAUGUUUGGCAUCUAUCUCAUCACUGUGACUUCUCUGACAGAUGAAGAGGUGAAAGGCACCUUUGGUGAAGAAAAAGCGGUGCUCCUGUCCAGGUAUCAUCAAGGCGCACAGCAAGCCUUGAUAAACGCUGGCUUCAUGAGAUCAAAUGAGCUUAUGGUGUUGCAAGCGUACUUUCUGUACCUGUUUAGUGUAGUACAAUACGUCGAUCCUCGGUCUCUUUUCUGCCUGAUCGGCAUUGCAGUACGUAUAGCCACACGUCUCGGCUUACAUCGAGACGGCACUCAGCUCGGCUUGUCACCAUUCGAAACAGAGCAGCGGAAACGACUAUGGUGGCAGAUUGUCGCUUUUGACAAACGAAUUGCAGAGGUAACUGGAUCGACGAUUACGGCGCUCUCUUCCUCUGGAACCGACUCCGGGCUCCCCCUUAAUGUGAACGAUGCAGACCUACACCUCCACGCCAAAGAACCCCCAGUCCCCAGCACUAGCGCGACUGAGAUGCUCUUCUGUCUCAUACGCAUUGAACUCACAAUGGCAGCUGUUCCUAAUGGCAUGCGAUCCAAUCCUGCGGCUCUAAACAAUCUGUUCGCGCAACACCACGCAACCCCCUCGCCAGCCGACGCCACUAUUCAAGAAACGAACAGCCAGCCUCCGACAAGCGGUCUCGAUCGCUACUGUGCACACAUGGAGUCCACGUAUCUAGAACACUGCGAUCAUAGAAUCCCCGUUCAGUUCUUUGCUCUGAUGAUGGCGCGUGUGUCGCUUUGCAGACUUCGAAUUGUCAACUUUAUGUCUCGGGGCGUGUCCGCCACCACUCUCGAAGACCGGGAGCGCGACGCCCUCUUCAUUACUGCUACCCAAAUGCUUGAGUACGAUAAUGUUAUCCAUACGACCCCCAGUCUACGCAACUUUCUUUGGUACACUCAGCUACUAGUCCCCCUGCCAGGCUAUGUCUUCCUCGUCGGUGAGCUGCGCCAGCGCACUACGGGCGAGCCAUGUGAGCGUGCAUGGAAAGCCAUCUGCGGCAACUACAACCACAGGGGCCUAGUCCGCAAGCUGAGAAGUCCCAUGCAUGUUGCCUUCGGUCGCAUGCUCCUAAAGGCCUGGGACGCACAUGAGGAGGCCGACCUCCAACUUGGGAGGAAUGUGCAACCUCCACAGAUGGUUACAUUGCUGCGUGAACAUGUGGCCCAGCUAUCUUCAGCAUCGCAAUCAAAGCCAGAUGUGGCAGGCAAUGGUAGCACAGACUCUGUGAGGACCACAACCGGUGACUCCGUCACUGGAACCAGAAUGUGGGCUGGCGGCGAUAACCCUGUACUAAACAGAAUGAGCCGGCCAUCCGAGAUGGUUUCCAACGAAGAAUUGAUUCUCCCGUCUCUGCACAGCGCGAAUCAAAUGAAUGAUGAGGUUCUGCCCGACCAGAAUGACGCCGACUGGUCAUAUCUUAUGCAACCUGAUGUGCUGGGGGAGCUUUGCGGCAAUACUGGGCCAGCUUUUACGCACAGCGGUGGUUUUUAUUAUCCCUUUGGGCCAUGA
Molecule: messenger RNA, 2199 nt
Organism: Aspergillus bombycis
Lineage: Eukaryota; Fungi; Ascomycota; Eurotiomycetes; Eurotiales; Aspergillaceae
Exons: 4
Coding region: 1-2199 (732 amino acids)
Biological process (GO): regulation of DNA-templated transcription; DNA-templated transcription
Molecular function (GO): DNA-binding transcription factor activity, RNA polymerase II-specific; DNA binding; zinc ion binding
Source: RefSeq, a predicted model, not a curated record